GAGGACUUGGGUUAGAAACUGCACGGGUUUAAUAUACAUCAGUGUUGUGCAUGUGUGCUUUCGAGGCGAGGGAAGUCGGCUCCAGAGUUUCUGGCAGAGGCGGGCGGCUGCCUUGGCACUAGGACGGUCCGGAGCGGUCUUUUGAGGGAGUCCUUGAAUAAAGCUGCCCAGGACUCAGGAGUGUAGGAAGUUUGCGGAGAAAGCAACAGUGACAGACGGGAAUAAGAGAUUGAGAGCAGGGUUGAUGAGCUGUCCAUUUGCUGGUUUGCAGACUUGUUUUGUUCUUCAAUACGAUGUAGUUAUUAGCUAUAGCAUUCUCCAGAAAGUGGAGUUUCUUUGAGGAGCAAACGGAAUGUUGCAAAGUGGAUGUCACUUAUGAAAGUGUCCUGUGUAGUAUAGUCAUGGAUGUAGACCACAUUUUUUGAUUGAUCUUCAUACCAGCACUUCCCUGCCAUUUGAGCUCGGAUUUCGUUCUGCCGCAACCAGGCGUGUGCGCCAAUCCACGCUGCACAGAAAACGAAUUGUGGACAGAGAUGACUUUCCAAUCUCCUGGGAAUGGUGUAGCCAUGAUGGAAGUCCCUUCCGCAGGACCAGAAUUGUCCUCAGUGCAUUUAGAAAGGAAGAUCAGCCGCUCGGGGUCAGCUACUGAGAAUGGGGCUCCAGGUGCCCUGAUGAGUCUGCUGGGGCAUGACCACCUUGUUCUGAUUCUAGAGCGGCUCUCCAUACGAUCGGUGCUUUCGUUUGGAUUGACAUGCAAGCAAGGAAUGGAGUUGGCGUGCUCGGAUGCGGUCUGGGCGUCACUGUGUCGGAGGGAGUGGGGUUCGCAGGCCGCCGAGGUGGAACCAAUUGUGAACCGUGUGAAGGGCGGAUGGAAGGAAAUCUGCCGCCAGCUGUCGACACUUCAGUCAGCGCACUGGCAGCAGCUCCCCUCGGGUGAGCAGGGCCCCUGUCGCAGGGCCUCGCACAGCCUGCUGGUUGCUGAUGGGAAGCUCGUAACUAUAGCAGGGGGAUGCGACGGAGGCCGCGAUCUCGACGACACCUGGAUCGCCGACCCGGGCCCCCUCAUUCAGCGCCCCGACGACCCGCCCUCGCUGACGUGGCACCUCGCCUCUGCCGGAGAGGUCCCCGGGCGCUUCGGCCAAUGCAGCGUUGGUGUCCCCGAGCGUCAUACCAUCGUCAUUUUCGGCGGGAUCAACGACCGGGGGCUCCGCUUGAACGACACAUGGGCGUUUGACGAUGUAGCGGGCCGCGGGAACGCCACCUGGCGCAAGCUGAUCCUUCCGCAGGCGCCGGCGCCGAGGGGUGCUCCGGGGGGAUGCUUCGGCGGGGACCAAAAGGUGGUCGUGUUUGGAGGCCUGUCGCAGGACAACGCGCGGUAUGCUGACACGUGGAUCUUGGAUUUCGCGCUCGAACCGCUGAGCUGGCGGAAAGUGGAGACAGACUCCGGGCCGCAGGCGCGGUCCGGGCACACAAUGACGUGGCUCGGGGACGGGCGGAUUGUUCUUUUCGGGGGGCGGAACAUGGUGUUUGAGAUGCUGAACGACGUGUGGGUGCUGGACAUGAACGCCCCAGGGGGACCGAAGUGGCAGGAGAUUUGGUCCCCCGAAAGGUAUCCCAGUGAUGACGCACCGGUUGCGCGGUCGGGGCACACGGCGACGGCGGUGCUCGGGGGAAAAGUGAUCGUAAUUGGGGGGGAGGAUAUGAGCCGAAACCGGAAGGGCGACGUGUGGUUGCUGGAUCCCGAUGCAGGCUCAGCUCCGGAGAAACCACUCGAGGCGGAAUCGGCGCAUACGGCAAACGGGGCGGGGGAGACCUUACUGGACGGCCCGCUGACCCUUGGCGGGGCGCCGAUAGAAAAUGGUAAUCUGGACACAGCGGGGGUAGUCCCGGAAGUAGCAACGACACCCCCCCGAAAAGUGUGGCAGCGGUUGGCGGUGGCAGGGCCAAGCCCGAGCCGGCGGUCGUUUCAUGCCGCAGUGCGGCUGGCGGGAUCGUCAAUUCUUCUGUUUGGGGGGAUGGUCGACGGGGAGCUUUUGCCGGGGCAGGCUGGGGGGCUAAAGUUUGACGACGAGUUAUGGCUGCUGAACCUGGUCGGGUGACAUGUCACCGGGGCGUUGUUGCCAGUCGCUAUUGAGGAAGGAGGGCAGGAGGGUUGCGGAGGGUGAGCGCUUCACACAUGUCUGAUCGGUGCAGCGAAAUCAGGAAUAAGAAAUGAACGAUCCUUAGAAACGGAGGGCCUAGGAAGCAGCUUUUGCUGAAGGGCGUUACUUAUUAGGGUGCGGCAACCAAAAGUGCUGAAAAACGUCUAGCUGACUCGAUUCGUGCACCAGUGUUUGGGUGUGGAUUUGGAGUUGCGUGGUUUUUAUGUGCAUCUCGAAUUGCUCCUCCUUCACGGCUGCAAUGAGGAACGCGGCCCAAGCUUUUGACGUCUUAGGCUGGUUAUGGUGACACGAACAUGCUCACUUUGGUCAAAGACCAGGUUAAAUAGAGGUAUGGUACCGCUGAUUUUCAAUACGAGCUCGCACUGACCUUACCAUAGGGCCAAGCGCUAAAAGGCACAUAUCAAUUGUCUAGUCUAUCUCCGAGUAAUGUAAUGUGCACAAAAGAGAUGGAAGUGGUUCCUGAAGAUUCAGUUGGAAUUGAUCCCAG
Molecule: messenger RNA, 2649 nt
Organism: Klebsormidium nitens
Lineage: Eukaryota; Viridiplantae; Streptophyta; Klebsormidiophyceae; Klebsormidiales; Klebsormidiaceae
Source: the annotation of a GenBank genome assembly